Molecule: messenger RNA, 1008 nt
Organism: Entamoeba dispar SAW760
Lineage: Eukaryota; Evosea; Mastigamoebida; Endamoebidae
Product: casein kinase, putative
Exons: 1
Coding region: 1-1008 (335 amino acids)
Biological process (GO): peptidyl-serine phosphorylation; signal transduction; endocytosis
Cellular component (GO): cytoplasm; nucleus
Molecular function (GO): protein serine/threonine kinase activity; ATP binding
Source: RefSeq, a predicted model, not a curated record
AUGAUGGAUAUGAAGAUCGCUAAUAAAUACCGGUUAGUUAAAAAAUUAGGAAGUGGUUCGUUUGGUGAUAUUUACAUGGGAGUAAAUACAUUUAAUGAAGAAGAAGAAGUUGCUAUUAAAAUGGAAUCAACUAAAGCACGAUGUCCACAAUUAAGAUAUGAAUAUAAUUUGUAUAAAAUACUUAUGGAAACAGGAGAAAGUGGAACAAAGGCAACAGGUAUUCCUGCAGUAAAAUGGUGGGGAAUGCAAGAUGAUUGGAACUUGAUGGUUAUGGAAUUACUUGGACCAUCAUUAGAAGAUCUUUUUACAUAUUGUGGAAGAAAGUUUUCAUUAAAAACAACAAUUAUGUUAGCUGACCAAUGUAUUAAACGUAUUCAAGAAGUUCAUGAUCGAUUUUUUAUACAUAGAGAUAUUAAACCUGAUAAUUUUGUUAUGGGAAUGCGUAAUAUGAGUAAUACAGUUUAUGUAAUUGAUUUUGGAUUAUCAAAGAAAUAUCGAGAUAAUAAAACUAUGAAACAUAUUAAAUAUGCUGAAGACAAGGCCUUUGUUGGAACUGUAAGGUAUGCAUCAAUAAAUAAUCAUAGAGGAAGAGAACAAUCAAGAAGAGAUGACUUAGAAGCACUUGGAUAUAUGUUUGUUUAUUUUAUGAAAGGAUCUUUACCUUGGCAAGGGAUUAAAGGAAAGAAAGUUGAUAAAAAUACUCAAAUUCUGGCUAAAAAGGAAAGUACUCCAUUAAGUGAAUUAUGUGAAGGAUUACCAGAAGAAUUUGCUACUUAUUUAGAUAUUUGUAAGAAACUAGGAUUUGAUCAAACACCUGAUUAUCUUCAGUUAAGAAUGCUAUUUUGGAGAAUUGCUAAAAGAGAAGGAAUUGAAUUUGAUGGACAAUUUGAUUGGAUCCAAUAUAAAGGAGACAAAACACCUCAAGACACUAUGCCUGAAAUGGUUGAUAUUGAACGUCAUGGAAGUGGAAAUGGUGAUUCCGGAUCCAAAAGUGGUAGUGUUGAAUAA